AUGAAAAACUCCAUCAACGUCAGAAUUCAAGGCCACCCAUUGAAACUGGUAGAGAUUGAGGGGUCCCACACUGUUCAGAAUGUGUAUGAUUCCCUUGAUGUGCAUUUGGGGCAGUGCUAUUCAUUCCUGGUGACUGCUAAUCAAAAACCAAAGGACUAUUACUUUGUGGUUUCUACACGGUUCACCAAAAACGUCCUCAGCACCACUGCCACCAUCCGAUAUGAAGGUGGCAAUGGCCCUGCCUCUUCUGCGUUGCCCGAGGCACCGGUCGGGUGGGCCUGGUCCCUCAAUCAGUUCCGUUCCUUCCGCUGGAACCUGACAGCAAGUGCAGCCAGGCCUAAUCCUCAGGGCUCUUACCACUAUGGCCGGAUUAACAUUACGCGCACAAUCAAGUUGGUCAAUUCAAUUGGCACCGCUGAUGGCAAGCUUCGAUAUGCUGUCAAUGGCGUAUCGCACAAAGAUCCAGAAACUCCAUUAAAGCUGGCUGAAUUCUUUGGGGUUGCAGAAAAAGUGUUCAUAUAUGACACUACUGGGGAUGAACCACCUGCAAAAACAAGUGAUAAGAUCACAGUUGCACCCAUUGUGCUCAACGCCACUUUCCGAAACUUCGUUGAGAUCAUAUUCGAGAAUCAUGAGAAGAGUGUCCAAUCAUGGCAUUUGGCUGGAUAUUCCUUCUUCGCUGUAGCGAUUGAACCAGGCAGAUGGACACCAGAUAAGAGGAAGAAUUACAAUCUUUUGGAUGCAAUAAGUAGGAACACAAUCCAUGUAUAUCAAAAGAGCUGGGCAGCCAUUAUGACUACACUAGACAAUGCUGGAAUGUGGAGCUUAAGAUCACUGACUCUUGAAAGGCAGUAUCUGGGGCAGCAGCUAUACAUCAGUGUACUCUCCCCAGAGCACUCUCUUCGUGAUGAAUACGACCUUCCUGACAAUACUCCAUUGUGCGGAAUUGUCAAGGGUUUGCCUAUGCCAAAACCCUACACUACAUGA
This is a messenger RNA of Fraxinus pennsylvanica, 987 nucleotides long. NCBI's taxonomy places the organism in Eukaryota, Viridiplantae, Streptophyta, Magnoliopsida, Lamiales, Oleaceae. The record is from the annotation of a GenBank genome assembly.